AUGACUAGCCCCCAGACCCAACAGAAGCGGCUCAAGCGGACUUUGUCGGAUAUGGAAGAAGGACCUACGUCGGAGAUGGAGGAGAAAGCUAUGCCGGACAUGGAGGAAGAAUCUAUACCGGACAUGGAGAAGGAAUCUAUACCGGACAUAUGGACCGAAGGGGGACCAGCUCUGUACCCCACUACACAGUACCUCUGUCAGAGACAGGAGUAUAAUGAAAUCGUUCAACAUUUUUGGUCCAUGUCCUUUAUGGCAUUACCGCACAUGAGAUCUAUACCGGCGGAUUUCAAAAAGGGAUUCUCUAAAAUUAAUCUAGAGGUCCACAGUUGGGCUUGGCGCUUUGGUGAAGACAAACCUAUGUCCCAUCUCUCCAGUGGUGACAAACAGGCCAUUAUCGCCAGUUUAGAUGGAUUCUGUGUCCAAGAGGACUGGGACAAGAUUCAUUCCUCCCUUCCUCCUGCUGCUCGCUCUGUGUUUGGAAAAGUUUUGCUAGAGGCCAUGCUCAAUCAGUUCAUCUACAAGAAGUUUGCCACCUCCCCCUUCUGGUUUAUGGAUGCCAAGAUGGAUGCUACGGAUCAGCCCGGGGAUGCCAACUUCAUUAGGAGACUUGACUAUAUAUACCAGAGGUUCAGAGAAAUAUUGCCCACGAACGCAGCUUGGUGGAAAUCAACCCUCGUGAGCAUCUGCACGGCAGAAGUCCAGUUUGUGGGUGGUCCCCGCUACUCAGCCCUCGGUCAACCCAUGCAUGAACGGCGCAAAGCACUCGUGAAGUCCUAUGAGGAAGAGCUGUGGGAAUGCCGACUUUUCCGACUCCUCCUUAAAGACUCACUGAGCCAGUCGCUGCAGACUUUCCGCGAUGAUAGACUCCACUUGAUUCUAGAGCUUGCGGCUCAGGAGUUUAUUGCUGGCCAAGCUGGCCUCUUUGGCAAUCUCGUGGUUGAGCGACUGCCUGAGCUUGCAAAGUUUGAUCGCCAUUCGGACACUAUGGUAGACCAUUGGUAUCAUGCUGGCUUCGAACCCCAAGACGGUGCUCCGGUUCUUCUCGUGAUACGUCCACGCUACAGCUACCAUGAUACCAUUAUGGGUAUGAGUUGGAUACCUGUACCUCCGGUCCAACUCAUUCAGGCGGAAGUCGUGACGGGGCCGGCGGGGCCAGAGGAGCAGGCUCGAUGGGCAGCCGCUGCUGGCGAUCAUGAUCCUACCCAGGAUGAGAGAAUCGAUAAAGAGGAUGUCGACAACGAAGGUGUAGAAGGAGAAGAUGAAGGCAAAGACGGACGGAAAGAAGAAGGAGAAAAACCAGGAGAAGACGACGAUAACAACAACAACAAUGAUGAUGAUGUUGAUGAAAAUGAUAACAAUGACGUUGACAGCUCCGUAGAUGAUGCAUGAGCGAUAAGGGUAUUGGAGAGAAUGGGUGCUUGUGCCGAAGCAAGAAUCUUGCUGAUAGUAUAUUUCCGAUUUGGUCUUUCUCUUCUGAUUGUAUCAUUUCGUUUUUCUUUUCCUUUUGUCUUUCUUUUAUGAGUUUCAGCUUCAUCGUUCUUUCAAUUGUCGAUCGCCAUAUUCUAUAACUGACUAGAUACUGAUAUCAAUUCCGGGC
Molecule: messenger RNA, 1597 nt
Organism: Aspergillus welwitschiae
Lineage: Eukaryota; Fungi; Ascomycota; Eurotiomycetes; Eurotiales; Aspergillaceae
Exons: 2
Coding region: 1-1389 (462 amino acids)
Source: RefSeq, a predicted model, not a curated record